This is a messenger RNA of Oncorhynchus keta (chum salmon), 3279 nucleotides long. RefSeq names its product spermatogenesis associated 5-like 1 (gene afg2b). The transcript has 11 exons. Gene Ontology annotation, molecular function: ATP hydrolysis activity; ATP binding. Bases 191 to 2509 code for a protein of 772 amino acids. NCBI's taxonomy places the organism in Eukaryota, Metazoa, Chordata, Actinopteri, Salmoniformes, Salmonidae. The record is from RefSeq and is a predicted model, not a curated record.
AAUGCUUAUAGUUGGCCAUCUCAUGUUCAACACACAUGGCUGCUGUAAACAUAGAAAUGCAGCAUGAUAGCUUCUAGCUAACGUUAGCUGUCAAACUAUUUGUCUAGUGAAAUAAGAGUGAAACAAACGUGGUUGAAGAUCGUUUAAUACUCAUAUUGACAAGCCUGUCUUCUCUCCAGCUGUGACUGCGAUGGAGGAGGUGUCUCUGAGAGUGCUGCCAAUGGACCCAGCAGACCGGGGAACCCAGAGGGUCAGACUGGGCCCAGGGCUGAUGUCCUCCCUGGGGUUGGGGCUGGGCUCUCCUGUUCUGGUGUCUCUGUCUGGAGGGUCCUGUCUCUGUACUGCCUGGUCCAGGCCUGACCUGGCUGACGGAUUCAUACAGAUAGACAUGAAAUGUUGUUCUUCAAAUCUUAUCUUAAACAAAGCUACACCCACACACCUCAGUCUACCACUAACCCCCAGCCCUAACCCUAGCCCCAGCUCUAGCCCACUUCCCCCCAGCCCAUGCCUAAGUCCUAGUCUCACCCCAGUCUCCUGCCCCAAGCUGAAAGGCAUCCGAAUAACAGUGGUGGUUCAGAGUGUGGAGUUCCGGAAAACCACCCCUCCCAGUUUCAUCCAUGAACUAGUGAAGGACAUGCUGAAAGGGACAUAUGUCCACCAGAAGCACGUGAUAGAUGUGGGUGACUAUGACACGGACAUUAAACUGAUCGUCAUCGAGAGCCUGAACCCAGAGUCCACCGUGACUGGUUUGGUUACAUCUAAGACAGGGGUGGAAAUAACAGGGACGAGGACCCUCCAGUAUUACAGAGGACAGCUCCAGGAGCAGCCCCAGGUCCUACUGGGAGGACUGGAAGAGGUGUCAGCGUCUCUGAGAGAGAUGUUGCACCUGCCUCUGCAGUACCCUGCUACCCUGGGCUCCCUGGGUCUCUCCUGCCCCAGAGGAGUGCUCCUUGCUGGGCCGCCGGGGGUCGGAAAGACCCUGCUGGUCCGCUGCCUGGUGGGGGAGGUGGGGGCCAGCCUGAUCACAGUCAGAGGACCAGAGGUAGUAGGGUCUCGGCCAGGGGAGAGUGAGGAGAGGUUGCGGGCGGUGUUUGGUCGGGCGCGGGCAGCGGCAGAGGAAGGGCCUUGUGUGUUGUUCUUGGAUGAGCUGGACUCUCUCUGUCCCAGACGGACUGGAUUCUCCGCACCCGAGAACCGGCUGGUCGCUCAACUGCUCACGCUCAUGGACGGCAUGGACCAAUCAGAUCACUUCCUUAUCGUAGGAGCCACUAAUCAGCCGGACAGCUUGGACCCGGCGCUACGGAGGCCCGGGAGAUUCGACAGAGAGGUGGUUAUCGGUGCCCCCACAGCACAGCAGCGGUUGUCCAUCCUGUCAGUGCUGUGCCAGGCCAUGCCAGUGUGUGUCAGUGUGGACUGGGCAGAGCUGGCCCAGAGGACUACAGGAUAUGUGGGUGCUGACCUCAGUGCUCUCUGCCGUGAGGCUGCCAUGCUGGCUAUACGACACAACACACCGGGUUCAGGGGAGCAGACUAUCACCAUGGAACACUUCCUGUCUGCCCUGAAGACUGUCCGUCCAUCCUGUCUGAGGGGCAGUCUGGGACGGACAGACCUCCCAGCCGUCUCCUGGGAACAGAUAGGAGGCCUGGAGGAAGUCAAAGUCAAACUACAACAGAGUAUAGAGUGGCCAAUGCGUUACCCGGAGGCGUUUGUGCGUCUGGGUCUGUCCCGUCCCAGGGGGGUGUUGCUGUACGGUCCCCCAGGCUGUGCUAAGACCACCCUGGUCAGGGCUGCAGCUACCUCCUCCCAUUGCUCCUUCCUGUCAGUCAGCGGGGCUGACCUCUACUCUCCAUAUGUAGGAGAUUCGGAGAAGGCCCUGGCUCAGCUCUUUCGUCAGGCGCGGGCCUGCGCUCCCUCCAUCCUGUUCCUGGAUGAGGUGGACUCUCUGAUUGGCUCCCGGUCAGAAGGCCAUGUCCCUCAGAGUGCCCAGACCCGCCUCCUGUCUGUGCUGCUGAAUGAGCUGGACGGGGUAGGCUUUAGGACCCUGGAGAGGAGAGGAGCAGGGAAGACCCUACAGGCUGAGGGGGUGGAGCACCACCAGCAACAGGAACAUUUGGAGUACCAGGAGGUGUGUAACAAGGAAGUGAUGAUCGUAGCGGCCACUAACAGACCAGACUUUCUGGACAGUGCCCUCCUAAGGCCUGGAAGACUGGACCAGAUCAUCUAUGUACCCCCACCUGACUUACAGGCACGUGUGUCCAUCCUGCAGGUGUGUACAGAGAAGAUGCCUCUGGAUGAUGAUGUGUGUCUGGAGGAGCUGGCUAGACACACUGACCUUUACUCUGGAGCAGACCUGGAGAACCUGUGCAGAGAGGCAGCUCUGUUGACCCUCCAGGAUGAAAGUAUGGAAGCUUCUAGUAUCAAACGCCGAUACUUCCUCCAGUCUUUACAGAGGAUGACUCCCUCUCUUUCUACCCAGCAACUACAGACAUACAAAACCCUCUUCAGAUGACCAACUAUAGACCCACCCCAUCAGAUGAUGCCUUGGACUUGGAAAAUAAAAAUGUCAUUGUUUCCUUUCCUUUUUUGGGGGUCUGUUGGCUGUUUAUGGUGAUGAGUUGACAGUAUGUAGGCCUAAUUACAUUAGUACAUUGAGAUGAUUGUAAUACAUCAGCACAAGCAGGAUCUCCAGUCCUCCAACAACACACACUUAAUGUACACCUGUACAAAAACACCUGAUUCAACUUUAAGGGCUUGAUGAUUAGAAUCAGGUGUGCUUAUCCAGGACCACAACAAAAAUAUACUGUUGGUGUAACUAGAGGACCAGAGGUCAGAAACUGCUCGUUCAUGGUCUUGCCCAGGGAGUCAAUGUCAGGAACCCCCAACCUGGGAAAACCGGUGCCCCAGGGACCCCCUUCCUGAUUCACUCUGUCUUAUUGGGUAAAGGAUCAUGGCCAGGCAAAGCCAUUGAAAUGUUUUGACCUCCCCACAGUUAAUGAAAUACACAAGUGUGAACUUUUAAGUCUAUUUUAGCUAGAAAAGGUAACUCAAAGUACCCUGCUCAAAAAAAUAAAGGGAACACUUAAACACAAUGUAACUCCAAGUCAAUCACACUUCUGUGAAAUCAAACUGUCCACUUAGGAAGCAACACUGAUUGACAAUACAUUUCACAUGUUGUUGUGCAAAUGGAAUAGACAACAGGUGGAAAUUAUAGGCAUUUAGCAAGACACCCCCAAUAAAGGAGUGGUUCUGCAGGUGGGGACCACAGUCCACUUCUCAGUU